Xenopus tropicalis (tropical clawed frog) is the source of this 1739-nucleotide messenger RNA. It is a transcript of the gene rgs19, whose product is annotated as regulator of G-protein signaling 19. NCBI's taxonomy places the organism in Eukaryota, Metazoa, Chordata, Amphibia, Anura, Pipidae. The record is from RefSeq and is marked validated. Gene Ontology annotation, cellular component: membrane; nucleus; cytoplasm. Gene Ontology annotation, biological process: G protein-coupled receptor signaling pathway.
UACACAGGGCCCGAUCUCAGCGAGUCUCCCAUGUCACGAUAUGACAGGAACCAGCCCACCCGGAACCACCGGUCCAAUCCCUGCUGUUUCUGCUGGUGCUGCUGCUGUAGCUGCUCAUGGAAUGAAGACCGAAACAGACGCAGGAGACUUUCCCGGGACACCAAGUUGGAGAUCGUCCCUCACUGUGAAGUUUGUUCCAAACCGAGCUCGGAGGAGAUUCGCAGUUGGGCCGGUUCCUUUGAGAAGCUGAUGAAGAGCCCGGCGGGUCGGAACGUGUUCCGCGAGUUCCUGCGCACGGAAUACAGCGAGGAGAACAUGCUGUUCUGGUUGGCCUGCGAGGAGCUGAAGAAGGAAUACUGUCGGCCCAGCGUGGAGGAAAAGGCCCGGGGAAUAUACGAGGAUUAUAUCUCCAUUCUGUCCCCCAAAGAGGUCAGUCUGGACUCGCGGGUCCGGGAGAUGAUUAACCGGCGGAUGCAAGACCCCUCCCCCCACACGUUUGACGACGCCCAGUUGCAGAUCUACACCCUGAUGCACAGAGACUCCUUCCCGCGCUUCCUAAACUCAGGGAUCUACAAGUCGCUGCUGCAGAACAUCUCGCGCUCCAGCUCCGAGUCGUAGGGCCCCCGGCAGCGCGGGGGGGGGCCACAGCCCAAACGCACAUUUUGAUUCGCUGAGGGAUCCCGAGGGGAGGAGCCUGUGUCUCUCUCUCCCACCUCAUUCCUGAACCUGCCUGAGAGAGAGAAGCCGCACAGAGACUUGGGGGGCAGUUUGUGGGGCCCCCACUAAGCCACGCCCCUACAGUCACUCCCAACAUAAUCCUGCGCCGCCCCCUACAGACAUUGGGGUGCAGGAACACUUUACCUCAGGCUAAAUAUACUACUGGAUACUUCAGGAUGUGCUACAGGCAAAUGGGUUGGACUCCAGUGGUUCUGUGCCAGGGAGACCCGGGUUGGACUGGAUCCGGUGGUUCUGUGCCAGGGAGACCCGGGUUGGACUGGAUCCAGUGGUUCUGUCUCGGGGAGACCCGGCUUAGACUCGAUCCAGUGGUUCUGUGCCAGGGAGACCCGGGUUGGACUCGAUCCAGUGGUUCUGUCUCGGGGAGACCCGGCUUGGACUGGAUCCAGGGGUUCUGUGCCAGGGAGACCCGGGUUGGACUGGAUCCGGUGGUUCUGUGCCGGGGAGACCAGGGUUGGACUGGAUCCGGUGGUUCUGUGCCGGGGAGACCAGGGUUGGACUGGAUCCGGUGGUUCUGUGCCAGGGAGACCCGGGUUGGACUGGAUCCGGUGGUUCUGUGCCGGGGAGACCCGGGUUGGACUGGAUCCGGUGGUUCUGUGCCGGGGAGACCCGGGUUGGACUGGAUCCGGUGGUUCUGUGCCGGGGAGACCCGGGUUGGACUGGAUCCGGUGGUUCUGUGCCGGGGAGACCCGGGUUGGACCUACUGCAGUUGGACCGGAUGUCUCCUUCUCUAGUGCCAUUCUGAGCAUCACUGACUGUAUCUGAACCAGCACCGGCUGGGGGGCCUGGACCUUCUCCCAUGGGGCAUUUGUACGGGGCAAUUACCUGCCCCAUGGGGGGGUAAUGAGUUUAGUGCCCGACCUCCACUCGCCAAAUACCCACCGACUCCAACAGCCAAUGGCACCGCCAAACAGUGUUAAUUCAUCACCUCCAAGAGAUUUUAAAGAACUUUUUUAAGAAAAAAAAACAUAUAUAUAUGUACAAAUAUAUAUAUAUCUCUCACA